Molecule: messenger RNA, 3776 nt
Organism: Pectinophora gossypiella (pink bollworm)
Lineage: Eukaryota; Metazoa; Arthropoda; Insecta; Lepidoptera; Gelechiidae
Product: katanin-interacting protein-like
Exons: 15
Coding region: 1-2442 (813 amino acids)
Source: RefSeq, a predicted model, not a curated record
AUGGCAGAGCAGAAGAAUGGGUUUGAAUACACGCACAAGGACGGGGAACAAACAUUCUGGCUCGAAGACAUUACCAAGGAGAUGAAAGAAACUUACAUUAAAAAUAGCAGUCCAGAUUCGUCGCCGUCGUUUGAUGAACCGAAGGUUAGAUAUGGAAAUACAAAAUUCGACAGUAGCAGACUCACUCGCAGGACAUCACUGGACACUUCCAUGGAUUUACUUAUGAAGCCACAUGUACCAUCAGCAGCACAUUCAGCUGGGACGUUACGUCAUCAUAAUAAGGGUUUCUCACAAAACGGUCGGCGGAAAUACGUGAGGAACGAUUUAGACUGGGGUGACUCUCCAAACGGGUCGAAGAACAAUGAUUUCCUCUCAGAUCUGCUGCCACACUACGUCACACCACGACACAGACGGGUGCCAAAUGAAAUAGACGACGACUUUCAUGACGUCAUUAUGGGGACCAGGCGACCAGAACCGACAACGAUUCGGAAACAAAUGAACACGGAACCUUUUUUAGACUUGCACCAAAACAAUAACACGAAUAGGAUACAAGCGUCUAAAAGCAACCCUACUAAGAAACCAGCAUCCCUCAGCUCAGUGCCAAGUAAGCAGGCGAAAGACAAGACGAAAGAGUUUGUCAUACCAGAGUUGCCUGAAGGUAGACUGUUGGAGAUCAAGAUAUUCUCCAAUUGGGGCGACAAGUACCUUGUCGGUUUGAAUGGGAUAGAACUGUUUGAUUCAAACGGUGCGACGGUUAAUAUUGAAAAGAUAUGGUCCGACGCAGAUACAGGUGACCAAUCAAAGCACGGCAAAGCAGAGAACAUUGCGGAUGGAGUGGUACGUACGCGGGAUGAGCGUCACGCGUGGACCACGCCGGCACCGCGGGGCGUGCCUAUAUCCCUGAGUGUGUUGCUGGCCAGAUGCUCCAGACUGGCGUUACUGCGACUCUGGAACUACAACAAAUCGCGGAUAUACUCAUCGCGAGGGGUGCGGCUCGUUCAAAUCAAACUGGAUGAUCAGAUCAUAUUUCACGGCGAGAUUGCGCGCUCGAGCGGCGAGCUCAAAGGUCCUUUGACAUCGUUUGGUGACACUAUACUCUUCACCAAAGACCCGUUAAUUCUCGAGUCUGUAAUGUUGAACGAUAAGAAUUUCCAAGUGCUACUAAAGGAUACUGAGCCCAGUGAGUCUAUAGAGAAGCGACCGCCGACGGCUAACGACAGCAACCACAAUCACAGUCCAGUGAUGUUGGAAGGACAGGCCGAGGAAAUGGAAGUCAAGUACAUUGCCCAGAAAAUCAAGUUGACGCUAAUGUCGAAUUGGGGACAGAGGCAUUUGAUUGGCCUGACAGGUAUAGACAUCCUCUGCUACAAUGACGCGGUUCCCAUCCACCGCGCGUAUGCCUACACGACAUACAUUUCCGAAGAAGACGAGUCUCCUGAAAACCCUGCAAUAGCGGAGUGUAAGAACCUCUUCAACGGCAGGAACAUUUCCACGGACUUCGAAGAUAUGUGGUGCACUAACUUCUCGCCCGGUCUGAAGUACGUGCAUAUUGUGAUGGAGCUCAGAGAACCCAGCGAAAUUACUAGCAUCCGUAUAUGGAACUACAACGCCAACAUGGAACUAUCAUACAUCGGCGGGAAGCACGCGCGGGUGUUCCUAGACGAGGCUCCGCUCCACUACCGCCCCGUGUUGCUGCGGCGCGCGCCCGGAGACACAUGCUACGACUACGUACACCAGCUCGAACUGGCUGCUCUGGAUGACAGGCUAGAAGACGCAAAGGACUCGGACAGCUUUCAUAUGGACUGCCUAGUGUACGGCAGCAAUCUGGACAUGGGCGCGCCCACGGGCUUCGUGCUGCAGAUCAGCAUCUUCUCCACCUGGGGCGACCCCUACUAUGUGGGGCUCACCGGCGUGGAGUUAUAUGACCCACACGGGAAUAUGAUCCCGCUGACUGAAACUAACGUGUGCGCGCACCCGGCCAGCGUCAACGUGCUGGAGCGGCGCGCCAUGGACGUGCGCACGCCGGACAAGCUCAUCGACGGACACAACCACCGCGCCGCCGACGCCGCGCACUCGUGGCUCGCGCCCGUCCUGCCCGCCACGCUCAACAGGGUCUUUUUCGUGUUCGACAUCCCAGUUUCCGUAUACGGUAUGAAAAUAUGGAACUAUGGGAAGACGCCCACGAGAGGUGUAAAAGAAUUCGGCGUGCUAAUGGAUGAUCUGCUGAUCUAUAACGGAACCCUGGACUGUGCCAAAAACGAUGAUACCUUGACGCCCCAGUGGAUUUGUCUGCAAAACGUAGACGUAGAGAAUUUGACGCCGAGUCCAUCAGACGCGAGUCAGCGCACUACGACAUCUGGGUCUCAAGCGUCGGCUGACCCCAGCGCGCGUCCCUACACCAGCGUCAACCAGGUGCGGACCUUCCAGAAACAUCGUCAUUGAUGGACAUUACAUUUACUUAUAUAUAUGUACUUAGAAAUUACAAUAUCUCGGACCGGGGUGCUCGCUCAUGUUUGAAAUUGAGACCACCCCAAAUUUUGGACUUCGGAAAGAUCGGAAAUACGCGUUCUGCUGUGGUUUACGUUAAAGAGUGAUCAGUAUGUUUAUAUGUUAUAGUGGGAAACUUACCUUAUUUCAUGGAAGUGUCUUAGGCCUAGUUAAAAUAAAAAACCCGAACGCGAAAGUAGGUCUGAUCCAUCAUGGAUUAUCCCUCCAUAUCAAACGUAAAUAAUUCUGUCCAUGCUUUUUACAAACGAUUUGAGUUUUACGUCGUAUUUUUGAGCGUAAUCGUCUUCUGAGUAGUUUAUUAUUUAUAUUUAUACAUCUGUCGUUGUUAUUUAUUUAUAUUAUUUUAAUCACGACUACGCUCAAUGUAAGGCAACUUUGAUAUUUAUGCAAAAUUAAAGAAAAUAGAAUUAUUUACUACUACAGGCUUGUAUGAAGAAAUUGCCUUAUUGGAAUUACCUACACGUUACAUUUCAUAAGAAUGUGUAAUGAUGUGCUUAUCCUUAUCAGUGUUGAGUAUAGAUGCAUGAACUAGUAAAUGCGAAAGAUUAAAUUAACGAAUUUUACUCUAUGUCUAGUGUAAUUAUUACGCUAUUUCAUUGUACAAUAAGGGCAAAAACUGCCCAUUAUAAUAUAAACAAUAGAUGUUCAGUUAGUGUCUCAAAAUGUAGUAUAUGUGUUAUAAUUUUCACUGUAAGUUAAAUAAUGCCAAACAUAAUUGUGAGUGAUCUAUUACAUUCGUAAUAAAAUCCUAAACAUAUUCUUUUAGUAAAAUGUUAUUGAGCAGCUAAAACUUUAUGGAAAUGCCUUACAAAAGAUGAAUCAUUUCAUAUUAUCGUUUUAUUGCUAAGUUUGCUUUUGCAAUUGAUCCCCAAACGUAAGCCCCACUUUAAGACCAGUAGCAUGUUAUAUGUUAGCAUUGAAGUCGAUGUAAGUUCAUGUUUGAUGGUUAAAUUGUGAAUAGUUAAUUAUAGAGAGCACAGAAAUGGUACAUUACGCAAAGUUAUAAACAGUAAGUAGACUGCACCCGCCAAAAUACUUGUUACUUUUACUAGUCCGUUACUGUGAUCCAUUUACCAUAUCUGUUACUAUACAAGAUAAAAUACAAUUAAAAAAUCGGAAAAAAAAUGCAAAUCUUAUUUAGAAAAUUAUCGAGUAUUAGUUUAUUAUUUAAAGUAAAGUGUGAUCCGUCCAGUGUUAGUUAGUUGCUCAUAAAUUAUGAUGUAUUUGUAGGACAGCUGUACCUUCGGUGUAUCGUCAAAUGAAAUUUU